This is a messenger RNA of Ornithorhynchus anatinus (platypus), 524 nucleotides long. Its product is annotated as group IIE secretory phospholipase A2. Gene Ontology annotation, molecular function: phospholipid binding; calcium ion binding. The record is from RefSeq and is a predicted model, not a curated record. Gene Ontology annotation, biological process: lipid catabolic process; phospholipid metabolic process; arachidonate secretion. Bases 1 to 435 code for a protein of 144 amino acids. NCBI's taxonomy places the organism in Eukaryota, Metazoa, Chordata, Mammalia, Monotremata, Ornithorhynchidae. The transcript is spliced from 4 exons.
AUGAAGAGUCCAUCUCCCAUCCCCUUCCUUUUCCUCCUGGCGCUGGCUCUGGCUGGCGGGAACCUGCUCCAGUUCGGAGUCAUGAUCGAGAAGGCGACAGGGAAACUGGCCGCAUUGCAUUAUAAUGACUACGGCUGCUACUGUGGCAUUGGAGGCUCCAAACAGCCAGUGGACCAGACCGACUGGUGCUGCCAUGCCCAUGACUGCUGCUAUGGACGGAUGGCUGAGCUGGGCUGUGACCCCAAGAUAGAAAAGUACGAUUUCUCUGUCACCAGGAACAACAUUGUCUGUGCCGGCAGGACAGAAUGUCAGAGACUGACGUGUGACUGUGAUAAGACGGCGGCGUUGUGUUUCCGAGGUAACGCCAGCACCUACAACCGGAAGUACGCCCACUACCCCAACAAGCUGUGCAAGGGCCCAACCCCACCCUGCUGAGAGGGUGAUGGGGGUAGGGCUCUAGGUGGAUCGGGCCCUUCCCAAUUUCCCCGGCACUGUACGCCCAUCAGUCCAAGUCACCCCAACCU